UUGCCGGUCAACGAGCGCCGCGUUUCAACUUGCUUCCUGUGUGGGAAAAGAUGUCUCGAAUUUCGUCAACAUUUGGAAAACAGGCCGGAUUACGGUCAUCUGUGAGAUCUUUGGGAGGGUCUAGCAUAAACAUGUCGAGAAUAUCGCAACCUCUUGGAUCUCAAGGUCCUGCUGUUUAUGAUUGGAGCCGGAAACUUAGAUCAAGGAGUCCAUCUCCUUCAAGACUUUCAAAUACUGAGUCAAAAGGUGCCUAUUUAACAGAUGUACCCUCCAGGUCACCCAGCAUGCUGAAGAAAGACAGUUCUGUGAACAAUGCCAUGCGGAAGAGCACAGGGAACUUGGCAGCAGCGUUUUCUGGAAAGGUAAACAAGAGCCACAGUGAUCUGACUGGUAUAGAAGCCGAGUACAUCAAGAAUCUCCAGCAACAGAUCUACUUCCUGGAACUCGAAGCCAACUAUCUACGAAACCAGACAAAGAAGGCAACAGACAUGCAUCCUCAAAUGACUGCUGAAGCUGAACACAUGCUCACCAAACUGAGGCAAAUGCAGUCGGAGAUGGAUGGUAUGCACACUGAGAUGAGGCACAGGGAAUCUGGGAUGGCCGUGGCUAAUGCUGAGAAAGAGAAACUUGAAGAACAACAGAUGAAUGAGAGAGACACAUGGCAGCGAGAAAAGCGCUUGCUGACAGAUGAGCUUAUCACAUUCAAGAAGGAGAAAGAUCGCUGCCAGAGAGAGGUGUCUCGGAAGGACACACAGCUUCUGGAGGCAAAGUCAGAAGUAGACAAAAGUGCUUCUGCCAUUAGGAAUGCAGAGCUUCAGAUUACAACUCUAAAGAGCCAGCUAGAUCAGCGAGUAGAGCAGCACAAGCUGACACAGCUCAACCUAGAGGAAAAGAGGUCUGAGCUGCUGACAGUGGAGACACAACUCCGGGAGUUGGAGGAGAAGUACUACAGCAGCACAAUCACGAUACAAGACAAGGUCACACAGGACCUUCGGGAUGAGAUCCGCUACCUGAGACAGAAGCUGAAGGAGACAGAGCUAGCGGCAGAGAAAGACCGCUACCUGCGCGACAAGGUAUCAGAAGACAGUUCCCACCUGGUGAAGGAGAACGCCAUGCUCAACCAGCAGAUCUCAGAGUUACAAAAACAGAUGGAAAGGGAACGUGGCUUGAGGGAAAGCAACGACCAACGUCAUUCUGAUAACAUUGCGGAACUUGUGAAUAGUCGCGACAAGGAGAAACAACUACAGUUUGAAAGAGAACAGCUGCGGGAACAACUGCGACGAGAGUCUGAGAAGGGUCAGCAUUACUUGGAAGAGCUCACAAAGAAAGAAACAACACAUAGCAGCACUGAGCAUCAACUGACCUCAGCCCAAAACCGUAUGGGAGAGCUGGAGGGCAUGCAGGUGGCUGCUGAUGCUGAGAACACCCAGCUGAGACGAGACAAACUGCUGCUUGUGGACCAUGUGGCUGACCUUCAGGCCAAGCUGGAGAUGAAGGACCGGGAGGUGCUGCAGCUGCAACAUGAAAUCGUAUCAAUGGAAGCUCGUCUCAACGAGUUCGAAAGUGACAACAACCUGGAGCAUACUGUACAGAGUCAGAAGUGGGAGGAGUUCGGGCGGCUAGCCGAGAGUAUGCGAACACUGUCUCACACUAUGGCAGCACAGUCCGUCACCCCACGCUCCAGUACCAAGAUACUCCGAUACUGAAGCUCAGCACACAACGACAUAUACAACACUAUAUUACUCUGCCAAUUAUAGUCUGUAUGAAGAGUCUUCUUAUGGCGUUAUGCAUCUUGACAGUAUAAAUGAGGCAUUAUUUUGAAUUAUGAAUGAAGGAAUGAAAUAGAGUAUUUUCUUAUAAAGUGAACAUACAUUUGUUGAAUGUUAAGUAUUUCUUGAUCAUGUUUAUAUGCCCAUUUGAGUGUAUGAUCUUAUUAUUGUUGAUUUAAUGUUAUGUGUAUAUGGACAACUGUAAGUCUUUUGGCAACUUAAGGGUGUCUGCUGUUAUACUUGUGUUUAAAUUUUAGUGACUCAAAAAGUCCUGAAGCUUAGUUCUGUUGUGACAUUUUUAACUGCCAACACUAUGGAAUGCAGCCAGCUUGUUAGACAUCUGAUUGAACAAGUUUCAAAAGAUUCAGUAUUUCUGUUACCAAGUAGUAAUGCCUCAGAAUUGAUAUUGUGUUUAUUUGAACACUUAUCAUUGGAAUAACUAUAAGUAGAAUAACCAUCUGUUAUAAUUCCAUCCUUGAAAAAGUUAAAUACAUUCUUUCAGACCAAUGGACAUAGUGAUACCUCUUUAUUUUAUAAAAACAAUGAAAUAUUACCUCAUGUCAACUGUUUAUUGUUUUACUCUGAAAUGUUGUUUCUAGUUGAACUGGAAAUGUUUAAUCAUUUUCUUACAUUUGAAAAUGUCUCAGAGAAACCCUGUGUAAUUGAGAUUACCAAAUUUAUGGAAUCAUGGGUACUCAGUUAUCUCCCUUAAAAUAUACAUGUAUGUCUCUAUUUUCCAGUAAACAAUGUGUUGAUAUUCCAAGAUUCCAGAUGCUUUUACCGGUAGUCAGGUUCUGUCUCAGUUAAAUUUUAUUUAACUGCAUAUUUUGCAAAUUCCUGUCUUUAAGUUUACUGUGAUAAAAAGGUCUGCUUGAAUGAAAAAAUCAAAGAUAGAAAAGAUUGGCAUGUUUGUGUUAAGUCAGCAUUUUCUGUACCAAAGAUAAUCCACUUGAUGUCAGAAAGAUAGCCAACAAUCAGUGCAUGUAAACCAUAACUGUCCUGUACGCUCUACUGCUAGGCAACAUCCACUAAUGUAAUUAUUUGAUUUUUUAAUAUAUCAUUUUUACAUUUUUAGUUAAAUGAAGCUCAAUACAAGAGAGAGCAUUCACUGAUAAUGUGUAUUUUCAGCUGUUCGUUUGAGGUUUAUGGGCCAGCUUGUUAGAAAAAACAAACUAGUGACACAUGUUCUGGGAAUGUUCUCUUACAGUUCUUAGUUGCAGACAUGCUCUGUUUUAGUUUCUUUCUUGGUUAUUAUAAUCAGAUGUUCCUGUCCACUGUUGUUUGUAUUCAGUAUCCGUCCAUUAUUUUUAUUUAUUCCAAUCUCUGUGAUUUUGCUCGAUAUUACAUUUUUAUUUCAUUCAGUCUAGGUGUUACUCAAAUAUUUAUCUACACUCUCUACUUUGUAACCGAAUGCCAUGACCAUAGAAGUGAAUAUACUUCUUUGAACUUAGUGGUUUUUCGAGCAUGAUAGAAUCCGUAGUCUAUGGAUAAAUCCUAUAUAUUUGUUGUAAUUAAUAUAACAUUAGUGCGGUAUUCAUUGUAUUAAGAUGUAGAUUUAAUUUACAAUCUAAUACUGAUUCCAGAUAUUCGAUGUAAUGAAUAAAAAGCAUCAUAACAA
This is a messenger RNA of Haliotis rubra (blacklip abalone), 3387 nucleotides long. Its product is annotated as ELKS/Rab6-interacting/CAST family member 1-like. The transcript is spliced from 12 exons. The record is from RefSeq and is a predicted model, not a curated record. Lineage: Eukaryota; Metazoa; Mollusca; Gastropoda; Lepetellida; Haliotidae. Bases 51 to 1706 code for a protein of 551 amino acids.